Messenger RNA from Plasmopara halstedii, 633 nucleotides. Its product is annotated as bax inhibitor 1. Lineage: Eukaryota; Oomycota; Peronosporomycetes; Peronosporales; Peronosporaceae. The record is from RefSeq and is a predicted model, not a curated record. Bases 1 to 633 code for a protein of 210 amino acids. Gene Ontology annotation, cellular component: membrane. The transcript is spliced from 7 exons.
AUGAAGACCAGCGGCAUCACUGAAGACGUUCAGCAACACUUGAUGCGCGUGUACGCGACGCUAGCAGCUUGUGUAAUGUCAGCAAUGAUUAGUUCGGCUGUUACUUUGGCGUUUGGCCCAGAGCGAAUUACACUCAUGAGCUCGUCAAUUAUGACAACCAUUGGAUCUAUCUGGCUCUAUGUGGAACCUCAGCAGAACUUUUACAAACGGUUCUGUAUUCUCAUCGCAAUAUCGGCAUCUGUGGGCCUCACUGUGUCCACUCUCGUGGCUGUGGCGAUUGAACUGAAUCCCAGCAUUCUGGUCUCGGCCCUUAUGCUCACGACGCUAGUAUUUUUGUGCUUUACGGGAAGUGCGCUGCUUGCAACUCGUCGCGCCUACUUGUACCUAGGCGGAACCCUGAGCUCAGCACUGUCGGUGCUACUCCUUACAAACCUGUUUUCAAUCUUCAAAUACUCGUCGUUUCUAUUUCACGUGAACUUGUACGGUGGACUUUUUGUAUUCUGCGGUUAUGUGGUGUAUGACACGCAGUUGAUCAUCGAGAAGGCCAGUUUCGGAGACAAGGAUGUACUUGCACACACGCUUAGUCUAUUCAUGGACCUGGGACACGCGAAGCUUCGAGAUCUGCGUUUUUAA